Messenger RNA from Exophiala bonariae, 1896 nucleotides. RefSeq lists its product as uncharacterized. NCBI's taxonomy places the organism in Eukaryota, Fungi, Ascomycota, Eurotiomycetes, Chaetothyriales, Herpotrichiellaceae. Gene Ontology annotation, molecular function: siderophore-iron transmembrane transporter activity. The record is from RefSeq and is a predicted model, not a curated record. The coding region runs from base 1 to 1896 and encodes 631 amino acids. The transcript has 4 exons. Gene Ontology annotation, biological process: transmembrane transport. Gene Ontology annotation, cellular component: plasma membrane.
AUGUCGUCCAUUCAGGUUAGCCAUCAAGCAGAAGCAAUUGAGCAGGAUGCCUCGAAGGCACCCACACCACUCAUCAAUAAUACCCAUGAGCAACGCGACGAUGAUCUAGAGAGCGCGAAACUGAGCGCCAUUGUGGUCGAUUCCAACUUGACAAGUGGUGCAGCAAGAGCCGAGGCAAUGCAGCUUGUUUGGGGAAAGCAUGGAAGACUUAUCGUGUGGGUUGGCAUUAGCAUGAUGUUGAUCGUCUAUCAGUUCGACAAUGCUUUGCUAUACAAUUAUCGAAACUAUGCUGCAUCGGCCUUCAACAACGUGGCAGGUCUUUCUACACUUGGCGUGGUUGGUGCCAUAGUGUUCGCCGUUGCUAAGCCUCCAAUUGCUAAGAUCAGUAACACGAUUGGACGAGCGGAGGCUUACAUCUUCUGCAUUAUGUGCUAUCUCCUGGGAUAUAUUCUCUGUGCUUCGUCAAGCUCAUUUGGUGUCUAUGCCGGAGGGUUUGUUUUUGCUAAUAUCGGCCAAACUGGGGUAAACAUACUAAAUGAUAUCAUCAUAUCCGACAUUACUAGCAUGAGAGCUCGAGGUUUUGGUAUAUCAAUCAGUUUCUUUCCCUUUCUCAUAACGCCGUGGAUAUCGGCCUUCAUUGUCGAGGAUGUGGUUAACCCAGGGGGCGUUGGCUGGCGGUGGGGAAUUGGUAAGACGGGCCCCUUUAAUCCAGCUCACUCGCUAAAGAACACAGGCAUGUUCGCUCUCAUAAUGCCAGUAGCUGCAUCGGCCUUGAUUCUGCCACUCAUGUACUAUCAACGAAAGGCGAAGAAACAAAGCCUCAUCCUGACCCAAAAGCUCAACGUCCAUGAGUUCUGCUCGCAGAUCGACCUAGGGGGCUCAUUUCUGCUAGCUGCUGGGUUUGCCAUGUUUCUCCUACCCUUCACUAUAGCUGGAUCAUCCACUGAGAAAUGGAAACAAGGUUAUAUUAUAGCGCUAAUUGUGGUCGGCUUCGUGACAUUGAUCGGAUUGGUUUUCUAUGAAGCUUUGAUCGCCAUUCACCCCAUCGUACCUCCUCGGUACCUCAAAAAUCUCACCAUUGUACUCUGCUGCACCCUCGGAUUUCUUGACACCUUCGGCUUCUCAGGCACGCAUACCUACCUUUAUCCCUGGGCCACAGUGGUUCAGAAUAUGGGCCCUAGAGAUGCCACUUUCCUCAACUACACCAACGGAGUCUGGCAAUGUCUCACUGGAAUCAUUUCUGGUGUCAUUAUGUGGAGGACUAAGAGAUAUAAGUGGCUGCUGGUUGCUGGUGCGAUUAUCAAAUUAAUUGGCUAUGGGCUUAUGAUUCGCCUUCGUGGAGCUCACAACUCAUGGGCUGAGAUUUUUGUCGUUCAAUCAAUUCAGGGCAUCGGGGCCGGAUUCCUCGAGAUGAUCAUCAUUGUUGCCGCUCAAGUCGUUGUGCCCCACGUGGAGAUGCCUCAGGUAACAGCCUUGGUCCUGCUGUGUACCUUUGUAGGUGGCUCGGUAGGCGGUACAGUGGCAGGCGCAAUUUACACGGGGAGCUUCAAAGGUGCACUGCGCCUUCAUUUGGGACCUGGAGCAACGGAAGACAUCGAGGACGCAGUCUAUGCUUCGAUUACCAGCACUCUUAUUCCCGCGGUCGGUACAGUCCAACGUGAUGCGAUCAACCUCGCCUACUCGGACGUGUUGAGAGAUAUCACUUACUCUGCCGUGGCAACCUCGGCGAUUUGCGUCGUUGUGGCCCUUUUCGUGCCAAAUCUUCGCCUGAAAGAGGCUCGCAACCUCCUGACGAGCAGCGCCGAUACUCCUGAGAGCAUCGAGGAGAGUGCUGGCGCAUCGGUGGGCGAUUCAGCUCGGAACACGCAGUCCGAGGCGCACGUGGUAAAGACCUAG